AUGGACGCCCUCCGCACCACCAUCAAACCCCUCACCCACUCCCUUCCUGCCCCCAUCCGCGACUUCGGCGUCUCCCUCAUCGGGCCCGACUGCUACCAAAACCUCAUCCUCGACAUCGACCUCACUUCCACACAAUGCCUGAAGCUCGCCGUGUCCAAAGCUCUCGGGAUCGCCACGGUCGCCGGCUCCUCCGUCGUCAAGGUCCCUCAGAUCAUCAAACUCCUGUCCUCACAAUCCGGAGCCGGGAUCUCGUUCCUCUCCUACGCCCUCGAGACCUCCGCGCUGUUGACGACCUUGGCCUAUAGCGCGCGCAAUGGGUUUCCGUUCAAUACGUAUGGGGAAACGGCGAUGAUCGCUGCGCAGAACGUCGUAAUCAGUCUAUUGGUGCUGCGGUAUACGGGCCAAACGGUUCUGGCGGCCGUCUUCGUGGCUGCUCUGGCUUCGGCGGGUUAUUCGCUGUUCAAUGAGGGCGUGAUCGACAUGCAGACGUUGACAUAUGCACAAAUGGGAGCGGGGCUGUUGGGGGUAGCGUCAAAGCUGCCGCAGGUCUGGACCAUCUAUAGUGAGGGGGGACUGGGCAGUUGA
Molecule: messenger RNA, 585 nt
Organism: Letharia columbiana
Lineage: Eukaryota; Fungi; Ascomycota; Lecanoromycetes; Lecanorales; Parmeliaceae
Exons: 1
Coding region: 1-585 (194 amino acids)
Source: RefSeq, a predicted model, not a curated record